UCCUCGGACCCAGAAGUCUCCACAAAGGGAACAUGUCUCAGCCCGAGCAGAGAGGGGACGCGGAGCAGCAAACCGGAUCCCCGCCGAACCCGAGGGCGGUGUGCAACGUGUGCACGCGCCUCUUCCGGGACCCUAAGAUCCUCCCCUGCCUGCACACCUUCUGCGCGGACUGCGUCGGCCGGCUCGAGCCCUUCGCGGUGUCCUCGCGCAAGCGUCCGGAGGACGGCCGCAGCGAGGCGGCGGAGGCGGACCGGCCCGCCGGCACCGUCACGGUGCUCUGCCCCGACUGCGACUCCGAGGUGGACCUCCCCGCGUCGGGACCGGGGGGGCUGAGCACCGACCACCUGGCGCUGCACGAGGUCUUCCUGGAGACCCUGGCGACGGACGGCCCGCUGGGAUGCGACCUGUGCGGCGAGGGAGGCGCCGAGAGCCGCUGCGACGUCUGCUGCGUCAACCUGUGCGCGUUCUGCUGCCAGGCGCACAGGCGUCAGAAGCGCACGGCGUCCCACCCCGUCCCGCGCCUGGAGGAGCUGAAGUCCCGCGGCGGCCUGCGCCGCCCGGUCCUCUGCUCGCUGCACCCCGACCAGGAGCCCCGCCUCUUCUGUCCGCCCUGCGACCUGCCCGUCUGCCUGGAGUGCGCCGCCGCGCUGCACCGCGACCACGGCUGCCGGCGCGCCCUCGACGCCGUCGAGCUCCACGGGGGCCGCAUCCGGGAGGUGGUGGCGGCGCGCCUGCGACCGCGCAUGGAGCGGCUGAAGGAGUCGCUGCAGAAGGUGGAGAUCUCCCAGGAGGCUCUGCAGGCCCGCGUGGACGCGGCAGCCAAUGAGGUGAGGGCGUUUGCGCGGGCCUACGCCAGCGUGGUGGAGGACCACUGCCUGUCUCUGCAGCACCGCCUGGAGGAGCUCCACGUCCAACGCCGCAGCCAGCUCCACCUGCAGCAGGCGCAGCUGCAGCAGGCGCUGCUGGACGUGGGCGGCGCCGUGGACUUCGCCGAGCGGCUGCUGAGCCGCGGCUCGGACGUGGAGGUCCUCAGCGCCAAGGGAGUGACCCUGAGGAGGCUCACCGGCCUGGCGGAGACGGGCUACGACCCCCACCCGGCUACCAUCGCCCCCGACGACGGCGGCGGCGUCGUCUUCGUGGCCGGCGAGCCGGCGGGGGAGGUGGGGGGCUUCCCGCUGGUCGGGGCGAUCCACUCCAUGGCGGUGGACCUCGCCAGGUGCUCCGUGGAAGGAGAAGGGCUGCAGAGGGGCGUGGAGGGCGAGCGGGGCCACUUCACCCUGGUGUGCAGGGACUCGGCGGGGAAGCAGGUGCAGCGCGGUGGGGAGCACGUCCUGGUCAGCGUCGUCCACAAGGAGAAGGAGGACUGCGCGUUGGAGGUGACGGUGUCCGAUGGCGCAGACGGAUCCUACGGAGUCUCGUACGCAGCCGGGGAGCCGGGGCCGUACGCCGUGGGGGUCUGUGUCAAAGGUCAACACGUCAAGGGUUCCCCCUUCGCUCUGCAGGUGAAGAGGAAGUUGAGGCGUCACGGCGGGACGUUCCACUGCUGCUCCUUCUGCUCCAGCGGAGGAUCCAAAGAGGCUCGCUGUGGCUGCGCGGGGUCCAUGCCAGGGGGGUUCAAAGGCUGCGGUCACGGGCACAGGGGACACCCCGGGAGGCCUCACUGGUCGUGCUGCGGCAGCACGGCGGAGCGGUCCGAGUGUUUGCCCCCCAGCGUGGUGGCCGCCGUCUCUCCCCGAGGACACCUGCGGACCGUCGAGCUCUGAGGAGACGAGGAGGCGAGACCUUCACCUGGGGGCCUCAGGAACAGCUCCUGCAUCCUUUCUGCAGCUCCUGCAUCCUUCUGCACCCCCUCCAGCCUUCUGCAGCUCCUGCAUCCUUCUGCAGCUCCUGCAUCCUUCUGCAGCUCCUGCAUCCUUCUGCAGCUCCUGCAUCCCUUCUGCACCCCCUGCAUCCUUCUGCACCCCCUGCAUCCUUCUGCACCCCCUGCAUCCUUCUGCAGCUCCUACAUCCUUCUGCACCCCCUGCAUCCUUCUGCAGCUCCUACAUCCUUCUGCACCCCCUCCAGCCUUCUGCAGCUCCUGCAUCCUUCUGCACCCCCUCCAGCCUUCUGCAGCUCCUGCAUCCUUCUGCACCCCCUCCAGCCUUCUGCAGCUCCUGCAUCCUUCUGCACCCCCUCCAGCCUUCUGCACCUCCUGCAUCCUUCUGCACCUCUCAGCGGUGUUCAUGUUUCUUAAGUUCUUUGCACCUGGAAGCUGCUGUCAUUUUCAGAAAGGGGCUGAACUCAGUUCUUAAUGUCUUCAGUGUAGAAAGUAACGUAGAAUUUGCAAGUUGUGGAACUUUAUUACUUUUGCAUUUUUAUACCGAGGAAAGUAUAUUUUGUGAUCUAGUGCUUUACAAUUGUAAUUCUGUAAUGUAAAGAUAAUUAUUCUUAAAAAUCCACACUGAAGACUGUUAUACAAGAGAACAGAUGCUUUGACAUUAUAACAAUCUUUCAUUAUUAUUACUUUAUUAAUGUCUUCAUGGCUUCUGUUUCUAUCUCGCCUCCUGCAAGGCGCUUUUUAAUAUUAACCAUAUGAUACAUCCCACCAAACGUGCCAUAUUUAACAUGAAACCACUACUAAUAGCUGAUAUGAUUAUAUAUAACAUGAGCAGAGCCACAUAAUGUUUGUUAUAUGCUGCUGAUGGAAAGUUUAAUAAAGAAUAUUAAAGAUGGACGUUAUGCUGUAGUUCACUUGCAUUCAUCUCAGACGUUCGUCAAUAAACACUUUUUUACACACUU
This is a messenger RNA of Gasterosteus aculeatus aculeatus (three-spined stickleback), 2779 nucleotides long. NCBI's taxonomy places the organism in Eukaryota, Metazoa, Chordata, Actinopteri, Perciformes, Gasterosteidae. The record is from RefSeq and is a predicted model, not a curated record.